AUGAGACGGCGUUGCCGCUUCCGGCGGCGAAUUUCGACGGCUGCGGCCACACGACGAGCCAGACAGCCCAACCAGCCUUCCGGGUCACCACAGUUGAGUUCGGCCGGCCUCUCUUUCUCAUCUACGAUACGCAGAGAAUGGCGAUGGUGUACAAGUCACGGUGGCCUCUUCAGACUUCGUGGACCAGGAUGCUCUCCUUUGGUCCACACCCUAUCACAUCUCAGUCAAGACGGAUACUCUGCGCUUCCAACAAAUUUUUUUCUUUUGCAACGGGCCGACAGGGAGAUUGACACAAUUCGCACUGCCGCUCAAUGCGACGCAAAGUCAAGCAGUCGAGGACAUGGGAUUGGUGCGUCCACUGCAUCCAUGGUUUCCGUUUUACGACACCACCAUUGUGUUAGCUGGGCGGUCCUGCGCAAGUGGUGGUUGCUGUCUUUGGCGACAGUUCCAUCGGCGUACAAAAACACACACCACAAAUAG
Molecule: messenger RNA, 480 nt
Organism: Colletotrichum lupini
Lineage: Eukaryota; Fungi; Ascomycota; Sordariomycetes; Glomerellales; Glomerellaceae
Exons: 1
Coding region: 1-480 (159 amino acids)
Source: RefSeq, a predicted model, not a curated record